Aspergillus niger is the source of this 1869-nucleotide messenger RNA. RefSeq lists its product as uncharacterized. Bases 1 to 1869 code for a protein of 622 amino acids. The record is from RefSeq and is a predicted model, not a curated record. Lineage: Eukaryota; Fungi; Ascomycota; Eurotiomycetes; Eurotiales; Aspergillaceae. Gene Ontology annotation, molecular function: DNA-binding transcription factor activity, RNA polymerase II-specific; zinc ion binding; DNA binding. The transcript has 6 exons. Gene Ontology annotation, biological process: DNA-templated transcription; regulation of DNA-templated transcription.
AUGCCCCAGCGUCCCAGAAAAAUCCAACGUAUCUCAAGGGCGUGUGACCGUUGCCAUCGACGUAGCAUAAAAUGCACGAAAACCCGUGGCCCACUCGAGCCCUGUCAGAACUGUGUGGAUUUCGAUAUACCCUGUACAUAUGAGCGUCCGUCACGGAAAAGGGGUGGUCGUAGAGGAGCCCGCGAAGGGGAACAGGAACCUGCAUGCCGACCGGGCGGCGAGGUUGCCGCUACUACACCCUCUCGACCAGCCCAUUCGGAAGAUGAUCUUCCAGUUGGCGUGAAUAGUCAUUUAUCGACAGCUGUCGAUAAUAGCUCCUGGGCAACCACGGAUCAGCCCUGUAAUUCACAUUCACCGCUGACGCCCUGGAAGGCACUUGCAAUCGCCUGUCAUUCUGUGGUGCUGGAUCUCGCCCAGGUGUACUUUGAGAUUGUCUAUCCGAUAUUUCCUCUAUUCCAUCCACCAUCGUUCUUGAGAGCCCUCCGGAAUGAAAAGCAUCUCGAGGACCAAGGAUUAUUCGCCUCAACAAUGGCAAUGUGUGCCUUAGCCUCCGCACGCGCCAGGGAUGGCGGUUUAUAUUCGAAUCAGCGAUCACCGUCACAGUUGUCACAUCCGCCACCAGAGGUUUUCUCGGCUGCAGCUAAGGAAUCUAUCCCUCCGAAUUUGGCUGCAGCAAGAGGCAUCGAUUUUAUGAGAGCAUGUGCGAUUCUCAGCGUUGCCGCCAUUCAAAACGGUCAGAUCCGGGAGAUGCAUCAAUAUCUAGGGAUGUAUCAUACACUAAGUAUUAUGGAAGGGUUGCACGAUGAGAAGUUAUGGCCGAGGGACCUGGGUGUCGUGAACGUGGAGGUUCGACGGAGACUGUUCUGGUCGAUGUAUACGCUAGACGUGUUUUCGGCGACCGUAUGGGGAGGCAUGAUCCGUUUCAGAGAAGUUCAGUCAAAUGUACGCUAUCCGAGAGAGGUGAACGACGAUGUGCUUGAUUUUGCAAACGAAGCAUCGAUAUCGGCGGACUGUACCACGCCCGCUUCCAAUCCUUAUGAACCCUCGGUUUGGAUGCGUGGGUGGAAUUUCACUACUGAUCUUUAUCGAAUACUGGAGCAUGCUAUAGACGGCCAGCGGCAAAGUCUGCGCGCUGAGAAUGAGAGCCCCUGGUCGUUAUUCCGCCCGACCCCUGUCCCGGGCCCUUUGAUCAUGGAGCAUGUACAUUCCCUAUUCUCGGCUUUACCGUCGCAGCUUCAAUCAAGCAAGCCUGCCACCGGUGAUCCUGAACAUGAUAUUGUUGGAUUCCAAUCCGCUAAUAUCCAAGCAACGCUCCAGCUUCUUAACAUGGUCCUUUCUUCAAGCGAGGACCAAGGAGUGGAGGAGAAAUGCGAGGUUGCCGGGAACGUGCUCAGCGUCUUUAGCACAGUGCCGAUUGAAUAUCUCAGAGCAAUCAGUUCCCCGCUGCUCUACCACUUGGGGGGAAUUGGGUUUAUCCUUGGGUCUGUCAUGGAAGGAAGCCUGUCUGAGAUGUCUUACCAAAGAGUCCGCAAGCUUCUAUUAGAGAUGGCAGCACUUUUGUCUCAAAUGGAGUCCGGCCUUACCCGCUCCACUGGCGCCAGUGAACGACUCAAAUCACAGGUUAAGCGAAUAGAUGACUAUAUGGAUAAAACUCGGCAUGCCAAUAUGCGCUCUGAGCAAGCGGAAAUUGACCAAUCGCAAGACUUCGAAGGUUACAUACGACCUAUCCCAGGCCAGCCAGCAGACUUCGAUGACACAUUAGCUUAUUUCGAACUGCCCCCAGACUUACUGGAUGACUGGCCCUGGUCGUCUGGAGCUGGCGUGUUGGACGGCAUGUUUCCGAUUGCGUUAAGGAAAACAGACGACUAG